Messenger RNA from Syngnathoides biaculeatus (alligator pipefish), 9750 nucleotides. RefSeq names its product nectin-2. Lineage: Eukaryota; Metazoa; Chordata; Actinopteri; Syngnathiformes; Syngnathidae. The transcript has 7 exons. The record is from RefSeq and is a predicted model, not a curated record. Bases 323 to 1894 code for a protein of 523 amino acids.
CCUGGCGCUCUGGAGUGAAGGAAGGGGGACUAUUUGUUGGAGCGCAGGCAGCGCGGCAACACACCCGCACACUCAAUAGUGAGUCAGCCCGCCGGGAGUACAGCAGGGGGAAUCAUUACCUUGUGUGUGCGGUCACGGAAUUAAACAGAACACACUCCAGCCCGGAGGCGACUUUUUGAAGCGAGAGUAUACCUCACGUCGGACUUUUUUUUUUUUUUUUUUUUUUUAAUUCCCCCCCCCCCCUACUCGCUUGCCAGCGAAGUGAACCUGCUGUUCCCCCCCCUCCUCCCCCAUCUAUAUCCCGGCACAUAUCGGAGCGACCAUGGCCCGACAACAUCUCUUCCCAAGUCGACAAGACUGCUUCAAAGUGCUACUUUUACUCAUCGGCUCCACAGUUGUACCGCACGGGGCAUCUGGUCAGCAAGUGAAAGUGGAGCCGGAGGUGUUGUCGUACCCCGGACAGACUGUCAACCUGCUCUGUGCCUUUCCAGACACAACUGGGAUUCAGAUCACCCUGGUCACCUGGAGCUACGAGGCAAAGGAGGGAGAGAGGACGAAUAUAGCCGUAUUGCACCCCACCUAUGAACCCGACUACCCUGAAUCGCCGUUUAAAGGAAGAGUCACCUUCAUGGACAGCCCCCCCAAUAUGGAUAGCCCCUCCAUUCAGAUCAGCAAUGUUCGCAUGAUGGACGAAGGGAAGUACAUCUGCGAGUUUGCUUCCUUUCCCGGUGGACACAAGCAGGGAAUCACCCAACUGGUCAUGCUCACAAAGCCCCAAAACUCUGCCUCCCCCUUAACUGUGGAAGUGGAAAGCAAGCUCAUAGUGGUGGCACGCUGUGAGUCCCUCAACGGAAGGCCCGCCGCACAGAUCCGCUGGGUGACCACCGCCAACGGAAACGCCACCACGUCAUCCAAGCCGGGCCAGGACAACACGGUGUCGGUCACCAGCGAGUACCGCAUGAUUCCAACAGCGACAGACAAUGGAAAAGACAUCAGCUGUAUAGUGUCUCACCGGACGCAGACCACUCCGGAGAGCUUCCAGAUGAAACUCAAAGUUCUAUAUGCCCCCCAGGUGACAAUAGUGGGUUACGACAAUAAUUGGUACAUGGGCCGUACAAAUGUGCUGCUCACCUGUCAGGCUACUGGCAACCCGGUACCAACAACGGUCCAAUGGAAGUCUAUGACGGGGGAGAUGCCUGACACAGUGCAAAUCAAAGACAACCAGCUGAGGGUGCUGAAGGUAGACGAGGCGGUCAACACCACUUUCGUCUGCGAGGUCAAGAACCGUGUCGGGACCGGCAGAGACCAGGUCACGGUCUUGGUCAGAGAGCCUUCAGUGAACCCGUCCAAUGCCGGCGUGGUGGCGGGGGCUGUGAUCGGCUCCCUGCUGGCCCUGCUUUUGGUCGCCGCUCUGGUCGCCGUGCUGGUCACUCGUAGCCGCCGUCGGCAGCAGGGCUACCGCGCCAAUGAUGGCGGCGACAUGAAGGCCCGCAUAUUCGGCGGAGGAAAGAAAGCCAGCAAGAACGGCACAGGUGGCGUUGGUAGCGGCGUGGGCAACAACAACGGCCCAAUCUACGUGUAUGAUGAUGGCUCGUCCCAACAGGGGGAGAAAAACAACCACGGGCCCCUCACCAUUGGGGGGCGGCCCGAGGUGGUUGCCAGCACGCCCACUGCCCAGGACAUCCUGCUCAGCAGUGAGCUGGAUGACGCCGAGAGGAGGAAGUUCGACGAACUGGAGGAGGAAGAACGGUACGACCACUUCUCUGGUGGCGCUCCCAUCCUGCAGCUGCGCCAGCCCAACGAGCAGGACGAUAUGAUCGAAGACUACCUGGACGACGACAUGGAAUCCCAGCGCGAUGGCUCCGUCAUCUCUCGGACUGCUGUUUACGUCUAAAGUGAGAAACAAGAAGGAAGGAGCAAACCCGAAGAUUUUUGUGCCUCCGUCAGAUGGAGAUGAGAAAAUGAAACCACAUUUAUUUAAUUUUAUUUUAUUCCAUAUACGCCGAUAUUAAACAGUAUAGCCCCGUUACUGACUGGAGGAAGACAUUGUAGGAGAGAGGAGUGUUUGUUUGUUUCGCGGUCUAUCAAGGACUCUUGACAAAAUGGUAGUUAUGGAAUCAUGUUGAGGCCAAAUAGCAUUGCAAUGACAGAGCAUUUCCUCUUAAGUGCUCCAUAACGCAUCACAGUUGUCACAUAUUUUGCCCGCCGUUCUCAAAUCUCCUGCGGAAAACCCUUUUGUGCUUUUAGUAGUGCAUUGUCCUAUGACGAGCACGGGGUGGGUUACUCGCUUGUGAUGGGGUGCGUAAGUGCGAGAGGAUUUGUUUGCCAACGUAGAUUGUCCGUUUUUUUUCCCCACCCUUUUCCUGACUUUCCCGUCAAACUCAUAAAUCGCAACCACCUUGUUUGAAAUUGUCAGGUUGAUUGAUUUGAAUCGAAAGUAGGCCUGUAGCCAAAGUGGAUUUUUUUUUAAUGAGCUCCAAAAGAAUAACUACCACUAUUGCCCCUUUGAGUCGAAUUUAUUUUUUAAUAGUAAAGUUACUUUUUCCAAGAAAUCUACUAAAGUGGGUGCUCGGUUUAUGGUUUCGGCUUUAUGAAUGGCUCGUAACAAAUUAGUGUCAUUUACUUUACGUAAAAGCUGUAAUCUUUCAAUGGUUUGUACGAUAUUUAUUCCCUAGACCUGUCCAUCCAUCCAUUUUCUGUAGCGCUUGUCCUAAUUCGGGUCACAAGUGAGCAAGAGCCUGUCCCAGGGUACACCAUUGACGAGUUGCCAGCCGAACGCAGGGCCUAAACUAUUUUUGUUUUUUUUUUAACAGAUAUUAUAAUUACGACUUUACUACAGUGUUAGGCAAGAUCAAUAAUAGAAUAUGAAUUAUUAUGAAUGAUUUUGCUAUGGUAAAUUUAUUCAGUCACCUUUGUAAAUGUAGUACUACGCCUGACAGUCUUGUAAGCGUUAACCUUGACGACUUCACAAAGUUCUCCCAAGCAAAUAAUGUUGAAAGAAGUCUGCUUUAUAAAUUGGUAGUAAGUCACAAAUUAAAGUGCAGAUUUCAACAAUAAUGCGAACAAAUGAUUUUCUACUUGAAAACUUUCAUAAAACGUGUGUAGACAUGGAUUGCACCUGUACCUUUCAGACACUGAAAUUAACUAGACUGUCAAUAAAUAACAGUUCGGCCAGGAGCCAGUAUGCAGCUGAGCUGGGCCACCACUUGCUUAUUUAAUAGACACUUGACAGGCAACAACAGUACGAAUAUCGGAUCACCGGGCAAUUUCCGGCCCCCUUAUAUGGACCAAAAACUUUUUGGUUUCGGACCCAAGGGCACAUCACAGAAGCAAGAACGGCGCAAGGAAAAGCUGAAACUGGAAAACGGUUAACUGGAUAAAGCAGGACCAAUCGGGGAUAACCUCAAGUCAGUAGACGACGGUAGUGCCGCCAGCCUUAUGCUAACGUACCCACUGGAUGCGUUUUGGACGUUUUAUGUGGUGUGAUUACAUACAAAGUCAAUCCAGUUCGCAAAUUCGCUUCCUGCCCCAGAACGCUCAAAGCUGCGAACACUGAGCUUGUCCAGGAAGUAAUGUUGUCAGCGCCUCGCCAAGGGAAAGCCUUGCCCCUUGCCGAGCUUACAGCGCCGGUGACUUGGACAUCCACUUUCAAUUUGUCACGCGAGUAAACUCAAGCGAAGGACACGUAGCGACGAGAUCUUUCGCAUCCAGUGGGUACGUAGCAUCAGAGAUUCAAGACCACCGAGGCAAAGUGAAGCUCCGUUGCCAGGUUAUGUUCAAUAAUGUGCAGAUGACAACUUCGUGCUUAUGAUAACUUUAUUCAUCUUAGAAGUAAGAUGCUGCCACCAAGAUGAAUCUAAUUUGCAACACUUUGUCACGUUGUAACACUUGACAUCAUACAGCAUAUGGCCAGCCUGUGUAAAUUAUUGAUAUCAUAUAUAGCGUGGUUUUCUCGAAGGUGGCAGCAGCAGCAGUGUGUGUGUGUGUGUGUGUGUGUGUGUGUGUGUGUGUGUGUGUUGUGUGUGUGUGUUUGUAUAUCCAUCCAUUAUCUAAGUUGCUUAUCCUCACAAAGGUUGAGGGAGUCCUGGACCCAAUCCCAUCUGUCAUUGUGCAGGCGGCAGGGUUCACCUAAGGGCAAUUUUGUUUGGGGGGGGGACGAUCUCUCCCCAAUAAUCUCCCUCGCUUUGAUUGAUGCCAAUUGUAAUGGAAACGCAACAGACACAUCAAUGCCUCAUCAGUUAUUUUGAGGAAUAACAUCAUUUUGUCUGCAUUGUCAAUUUGAUUCAUUCGCUCUAUAGCGGCAACAUCUGGACACGUGGCAAUUUAAUCCUUGAAUAUUUACUUCUUGAACUUCGCUGUGUGCUGCCAUCUUCAAGUCACAUGACAGAUGAAUUUCGUUCGGCCACCGCUCAAGUAGAACGCACUAUUUUUGUUUUUAACCUUGCGAAGUGAAAUAUACAAAAAAUGUUUGAUCUAUUUGCAGAUUUUUAUGAUUUUAGUUAGAUUUUUUUUUUGGGGGGGGGGUUGUCCCGCCAAGGCCUUUUUGUCAUUGUCAAAGCUUGAAAGUCAGCCAAACAAGACCACGGUAGAGUGUGUAAGAGCAGAGCUUUCAUUCCAAAUCCCAAUACAACCACAUGACGUGUUGGUCACAUCAUGCAUUUAACUCCUCUCCAGUCACAUAAAUGUCUUGCAGUCUUUUGGGGGAUACAACUGAGCCUCGCAGCCGUGGGGAUUUGUGCUGCACAAACCGAAGCACUUUUUGGGUUUGUAGCGCUGACAUAUAAUGUUGACAUGCAAAACGGUCAUGCCGUUCCCCGCUAGCUAAAAGGUAGACUGUAAACAGAGUCAUGGAAGUGAGGCAUAGCCAAGCUGACAGGGUCAUGGGGACGGACGGAGGCAGCCUGCGAGACCGGAGAGGGGGAGCAUCUCGUCACAAGCGCUCCUGACGGGAGGUUAAUUGCUAAUGAAGCGUGAAGUCGCUUAGCUGCGACCAACAGAUUGUUGCCACUGACGUAGCCUCCGCUUCCGCUAACACAAUCAUUCUUUCACACACGCCUUCUCUUUUGUAUUUAUGACCACUAUAUGAUUUAAAUCUGAGCAUGGUUGAGGUCGGGGCCACUUUUUUUUUUUUUUUUUUUUUUUUUGGAUACACUGCUCCUGAUGUGCCAAACAUCCUACUUUAACUAUUUCAGCCUAACACGGCAGCAAGCACUGACGAAUUCACCCGGGGCGUCUGCGGUGACCGGCCACUCUCCGCCGCUUGACAGAUGGACUGAUGCAUCAGCACAUUAGCGUCUAUAGAUUUUCCUCUGAGAUCAUGCAAUAUUUUUCUCCAUUAGCGGAUGCCUUUUAGUAUGGGAAGUUGAUUAGGGGCCAUAAAAGUUUUUGCCUCAGCCAGCGGACUUAUAUUGACUAACAGGCAACACGCGGCGAAAUGGCCUUUUAUGAUGCCGCUCCAGGCCUGAUUGUCUCCUGACUGUUAAUUCAUCUCGCUAACGAGCCACCGGAGGCCCACUUGAGCGCACCCCUGCUUCAUCCGUAGUUGCCGUUUAGUCAGCGGAGUAGCUGAUCCUGACCUUCUGAUCAUUUUUUUUUUUUUUUUAACACCACUAGCAAAUGGAUGUCUACGCGAAGCCCUGCGCAGCCAUCACCGUUCACCAGGUCAAACGCUGGCUAAAGUGCUGGCUAAGACUGCACUCAUGCUUUUAACCUUAAAUGACCUUGAGAGCUUGCGUUCUCAGACCUCGGUUUAACUUGCAGACCACUAACCUUGAAGCAGAGAGAGAGGAUGGGUAGCGGGGAAGAAGAUAUACCAGCGAUGCUAAGCCCUGGCCAUUUUCCUCUGUUACCUGGGCUAGCAAAGAAGCUAACCAAAAUGGCUUCCUAACGAGGAUGACACACGCUAAGUUCAACCCAUACAACUCCAAAUCUGUAAAACACCCGACAAAAUUGACUUUUAAUAGAGCCGCCCAAUUUCAAAAUGCAUAACUUGAAAUCUUUUGGUUUGUGUGCAAGUCCUCAUGUGCCCCACACCCAUUCUAGCAAGGAAAUUUCUGCCAGUCCUGGCAUCGUAAGUAUUGAGUUCAGUUCCUACAGUGGCCAUGUAACCUGAAUUUGUACAUAAGUUGAAUCUGCACUAACUCUAGACAUUGUAGUAAAGUCAUAAUUACACUAAAUAAUUGUAUUUAAAAACACUAGCCCAUGAAGAUUGUACUAUACAAUCCUAUGAAAAACACAAAGUAUGAUGACGAUAAGUAAGCGUGCCUUCUUGUACUUUGUGAGCAUGCAUUCUCGCAUUGCUGCACAAACCAAUUCAUUAUGCGCCGCGCGUCGAAAUCUCGCCUGUCGGGAACCUCGUAAACUGAGGACUUUCUGUAUCGUAGCACAAAAACACUUGUACAGUAAAUCUCGCAGUGAGAUGGGAACAAGGACGAAAGCUAUCACCAUCUGGCUGUGACAGAUAUGGAGCAGUGACGCAAUUUCCAUCGGCGACCAAUCGCGAGAUCCUCUGCCAGCCUGAAUUGCACGCAGUGUGAACAUUCAGUAAAUUUCACAGGAAGCAACAGACUGGCUUCGUAAGACAAACACAGUCCCGACCGACUGAUGUAAUGCAACCAAUUCUCUCCUUAACACUCAAGAUGAACCACAACUACCAAAAAGUAAAACAAAAAAACGAGAAAAAAAAAAAAUUUUGCACGUGUGUGUGUGUGUGUAUGUGUGUGUGUGUCUUUGCUUCCAAGAGAAUUGUUUGUCAUUUUUGGUGUUGGGGUAUAUAAAUGGCAGCAACGGGGGGAGAGACAAACGCUUAAAUCAUGUACUUUUUGGGAGUUGGGGAGGGUGUCAAGGUGUCUGUGGUUAUUAUAAAUGUAAGCAUUUUUAUUUUUACUGUGGGUGGAAAAAAAACAAACUGUGGAUAUUUAUGAAAAUGUAAUCAGCCCAGUGGAGCCCAUAUGUGGUGCGAUGUAAAGGAAAUGUCAUUGUGAAUGUAAACAUUUUACCAACAUUAAUAGCACGAUGCUUUUUUUUUUGUUUGUUUUUUUACCUAAUUUGUGUGCCUAUAGUUUUUUUUUUUCCCCCAUUUUUGGCAAUUAUACAGAAUAAGCACAUUGUUUUGCACAAUUAACGGAGGUAGACGUAGUGGACCUCACAAAAAAAUCCCACAAUAUUCACCAUUUUUCAAGCUGUCAAAAAAACUUUUCCGAUCAAGUAGAAGCGUUUCCAUUGGCCAACCUUUACAGUUUUGCAAAAAGAAGAAAAAAAAAAACCGGCAAAGCUCGCUUGUUGCUCUCCUGGCGCAGCAUCAACUCCGAGAAGCGUUCGCCCACUCGAGAACACCCCACAGCCGCUCUCAUUAUGCUCAAUUCCCACAGCCGAACUGCACUCGAGCCGCCUCAUACCUGCCAUCGCCUGACACCAACCCACACACAGACAUAAACAUACAAAAAAAAAACACUUCUCCUUCCUCCUCCUUUAGUCAAUGCUUCUGUCAAAAUGCGUAUUCCGCAUCUACACUCUGGUUUGGAAAGAGUCUGAAUAUCAAUGCGGCCGUUGGCCAAAUUAAUGCAAACAUCUUCCCACACCUUUUCACCCUGGUUCUUUUUUGGGUGAAUGUUCAUCUUUACAUUUACAUUUUAAAAUUACAGCUUUUGGCAUCCAAUCAAAUGGCUACUUUCUACUCAUAAGCGGAAUCCGCACAGACCAAUCUGUCAGCUUUCCAGAUUUUUUGAAUGUGAGGGACCCACUCAUAAAGGGGGAGGGUGGGUGUAUUCCAAACGACCAACACGGUACACUUAACAACGUCGUGUUGUAGUACCAAGACUGACAUGAGAGAAAAAAUAAUAGACGAAAGACAACAAGAAGAGAAGCAGCAAUAUUCGCAUUUCACAAUAGCUGACUGUGGUUCGACCCAACUUGAUUCUGACCACGCAUACGCGUGGAUUUGCAGUUGUAAAUAUUGAACAGGUUUAACUUGGUCGGCUGUCUUAACAGAUCCCAUGCCGUGGCAUAAUUGCUCAGGAUAAUCUUUUGAGGCUGUCCAGUUAUCCUGCAUAUGCUGACUGAAAUCGGAAGGCUGGGGAAAAAAAAAAAAUCCAUGGAAGUUAGCGUUGUCGGGAUCAACCAUUUUCUGAGCAGCUCUGGGAGGCAAGGUCAGACUGACCACACUCCACACCACAGGAUAAUCUUUCAGACACAUCUGAUAAUUAGGCCUUUGCUGACUUGGAUUGGAAAGGAGGGUAAAAUAUUUUCAAAUUCAGCAUGAUUGUUGUCAUGCGUUUGCAUUUUUUUCCUAGAUUGAAGCCAUUGUUGUUUUUGUUUUUUUCACUCAGAGGUAAAAGAUCACUCAACACUCCGUCCCACAGGAAAAUCUCUGAGAUGAAUCUUUCAGAGACUGAGAAACGGGGCUUUACUGUCUUUGAUGGGAAUCUUGGGGAAAAAAAAUUGGUUAUCGUUGCAAUUGUCUUUCCAAUAGUCUCACUCGGCUGUUUGCGAAGGAAAAAACAUAACACACCCCACACCAUCGGAUAAUCUCUGAGUGCGCCCUUCUUUUGUAAAAAUAUUUGUUUUGCACGGAGUAACCUCCAGCCUCAACUACCUGGACAUGUAUUACACAAUGUCUUUAGAAGUGUCCACAUUAGAGCGGAACUCCAAAUAAUGGCAUGUAGUAAUGCCUAAACCGGCCUUGAAAUACACGACGCUCGAUGUAUCCACAGGUCUAUGCAAUGAGCAGUCCAAAUCCAGUCCAGUUGUUUCAUCUGAGGAUUCUGACAAUAGCGGUUCUGUCCAAACUAAAGCAGACAAGAGGAGGAGCAGGAUAACACUAAAAGACUGAAGAGGCGCUUGUGAACUAGCUUGCUAGCUAGGCUAAGCCUCACAACCAGAUCAGCUCUAGCUAACUCUGCUGCAAUUCCUGAAAUCAUUGGUAUUUUGUAGAUACUGAUCUAGAUCAAUGUUUUGUCAUACCCCUCUUAAAUACUAACUCAGCCCGGUUAGCAAUUGGGUCCGCUACCUGCUAGCAUCGUUCUACCUUUCAGUCAGUUUUACUGCUUGUCAGUGGAAGGCAUUUCUAACGGUGCUUUCAUUUUCAAUUGAAUCAUUUUGAAGUAAAACUCAAUUUUACCGUUUGUAUUUUUUCUUUUUUAGCAUCUUAUUAUAGGUGUUCACGGAGUCAUUAAAUUGUUUGUUGUCCACAAACGUCUGCCUAGGCAAAGCCUUAACAUCCUCCAUCUCACCUGUAAUUUUUCCUUUGUAAAUAGUAUAAAUAUAUAAAAAGGUAGCAGAUGGGGGGGGGAGAAAAAAUAUGAAGUACUAACUUAUGGUGUCACGUUUUGUAACGCUCACUGACGCGAAAGCAUGAAGGAUUUAUUUUUUUCGUUUUGUUCUUUUUGCAGUGCUGUAUAAUUCAAAAGUUUUCAUUUGCGAGUGCUUUAUUCUCUACUGCCGCGUUGUGAUUGUUGCCAAAAGCGGUGGCAAGUGUGCUUUGUCGUCUAUACAAUUUAAAAUGUACACGCGCAGCAGAACAACACUCUUACUCCAAAAUGUGCUUUUUAUCGAUUGCUCUGUGGAAGUUGUUUUUCUUCCUAUUGUUCUUGCUUUUUUUUCUUUUAAAUAAUUGAUUUUCAAGCAGCAAAAGAAUGGGACCCUAGCGGGAGGGGGGAGUUGAAUUAGACUGGUUCCGGCUGCUUUUGUCAUGUCUUCUUUUCGUACUUGGUUGUCAUUAAAGAUUUGAAUUUUUUUUUCCUUUUUGAAGCA